Messenger RNA from Drosophila virilis, 2841 nucleotides. Lineage: Eukaryota; Metazoa; Arthropoda; Insecta; Diptera; Drosophilidae. The record is from RefSeq and is a predicted model, not a curated record.
AUUUAGAAUAUAUAAAUAUAUAUUUUUCAUGCGUUACACAUUUCAUGAAAAAGUAUGUUUACCUCUUCUAGGGUAUAAAAAGGGUGGGAAUAAAAUAUGUUAUUCGAUAUACUCACAUUUGCCUGGGUUAUAGAGUAUAUAAGAGGGCGUGUCUAUUUCAGUCAUCCAAAGCAAUGAAAGAGAUGCCGAUAUCACAGACCAGACAAGAAAAUAUUCUUACUACAUUUUCACUCAACUUUAAGAAACCGGAUUUUGUCUUAAGACUUGAGUAAAAUUACGACAUCGACGUUAUGAAUGGGAGUAGUAGUUGCGGGCCAGGUGCCUGCACCUGUUCCGUCCAGAAGUGGAAGUGGAUCUGUUGAGUGUAACUCGGUAAGCAACUUUUUAUUGUCGACUUGCAGGUAUGACCAGAGAGAGAGAGAGAGAGAGAGAGAGAGAGAGAGAGAGAUGGGAAGAGUGCAAAACGUAAGAGGCACAAGCAAGUUCUGACAAUGAUCCUGAGAAAUAGCCGCUCACACUGAAAUUCAUUCAAAAUACCCUAGGUAAAACUCUAAUUGCCACUCAAGAAGAGUACAAAAUAAUGCAACGGCAACGGCAACAGCAGCAGAAAAAACUAAAGGGACUGAAGAAUAUUGAGGUAAUGAUAACAAGCCGCUCGCUCACCUCACAAUGCAACAGGUGACGGACGCCAAAACGGUCUUCCUCUUGGGGAGAAGAAGUCAAGUUGCUACCUGUUAAUACAUAAAUACAUAUGUAUGUACAUCAAACGAUGCCUACGAGCAACGAAUAAAGGUAGUACAUACACACAUAUGCCACAGUGCCCAAACGUGAGCAGGUGCUCGUGCCCGUGCCAGAGCGUUCAAGACGAGUUUGUUUGAGAUCAAUUGAUAGCCGUAGCGUUGUGUAAUGUUGAUCUUGUUUUGGUAACGUAGUGGAGCAUUGAGUUAAAUGAGCCUGACUCUUAAUUUUGCUGGAUGGCCGCUGGUCUUGUCCGCGAGACGACUUUUAGUAUGUGUAUGCUUGUGUGUCUUCUGAGUAUGUUAUGUCUGAAUGGUAUUGGUAUUUUAAGUGUUUGCAGUUUUUCUUCAAGAAGGUCAUGGCCGAUUCAAGCGAUCCUGAUCACGCAGUAUUUGUUGAGCAUUGAAAGAAAUGGGUGCGGAGAUUCACUGUUAACAAUAAAAAUUAAAAUACAAAUACAAAUAAAAAUAAAAAUAAAAAUACAAUAACACGACUACUGUAAAAAGCCUAAUGCAAACUGUUUUCCAAAAUGGAAUUAUGCGUUUUAAUACCAAAAGAGUUUUCCUUAACAAAGUUAUCCUUGCCGACUAACAUCGAAUCUGUUUUAACCGUGUGUGCAACAACUAAUAUCAAAAGAGGAACUUUAUUUUAUCCGUUUCAUGGCACCAUUCGCACCGACAAAAUAGAAAACUUAAAAUAUCCUGAUGAAAAUGAUCUGAGGCAUCGGCACGGCUUGUAUCAUGAAGUUUCAUACAAUAAUGGAACGUGUGUGAUCCACUGUAAUUGGAUACGAUUUCUUAAGAUCGCGGGCUCGUUUGACCGUAAUGUAAAUCUUAUUUGUUCGAUGGUUAAAGGGGAUCCAUUGUAUGAAGUUAUUAAGCCAAUUAAAAUUAAUCAGGAAUUAGUGGUUUAUUACAUACCAGAACGUCGGGAAGAUAAUAUAUUUUCGACUGUACGUUCGACCCUUUAUAGGAAAGCUAUGGACGCCAUUCUACAAGGUAUACCUUUGCAAACUAAAUUAAAAUCUGUUUCUAAUUUGUAUUUUACUUUUUCAGACAGUCCUCUUGAUUUGUCUUUAGCAUUAAUGUAUAAAAUACCAAAUUUACCACUAUCUCCGCCGAUUAGUGAGGAUGAACAAAAGUCUGUGCUGAGCGAUUCUUCUGGAUCCUUAUUAUCACUGGUUGACAGUACAACUGACAACUCAACAACAUCAUCAACAUCGAUGGAUGAAAUAAAGGACUUUACGGCAAUCUCUCCUAAAAGAAAAACCAAUAUCGAAAGUUACAAAUAUGGAGGUUCAAGAAAACGCAUGGGAAAAAAUGAAAGACCUUUGCUACCUUGUGAAGUCUGCAGAAAAGCCUUCGACCGGCCAAGUCUACUUAAGAGACAUAUGAGAACUCAUACGGGUGAAAAGCCACAUAUUUGUAUGGUUUGCGGAAAAGGAUUUAGUACUUCCAGCUCUUUGAAUACUCAUAGGAGAAUUCACUCCGGGGAAAAACCACACGAAUGUCCAGUGUGCGGAAAAAAGUUUACCGCCAGCAGCAACUUAUAUUACCAUAGGAUGACACAUAUUAAGGAAAAACCACAUAAGUGUAAUUUAUGCGCAAAGUCAUUUCCAACUCCUGGUGACCUAAAGUCCCACAAGUACGUUCACAGUGGAUCAUGGCCGUUCAAAUGCUCAAUAUGUUUCCGCGGUUUCUCAAAGCAGACGAAUCUGAAGAAUCAUUUAUUUCUGCACAGUGGCGACAAGCCACACGGCUGUGAAUUAUGCAAAAAGAAAUUUGCCUUGGCCUGCAACCUGCGUGCACAUAUGAAGACCCACGAUGGUGACCUACAGGAUGAAUGUGUUAGAUGUGAAAAGCCGAUUAUUGGAAAUAGCAUUAUUUUACAGCGGAAUAAAAUAUGCGAAAAAUGUCUAGAUUUGGGCGAUUCAGAAAAUGAAAAGAAAUUUGCAUUACCAGCGAAACAAAGUAUGGACACAGAAGAAGAAGCAGACUCUUCCAUUGGUGCAACAGAGUCUAGUGAAAAAUAAAUUUUAAACCUCUUUUGUUAGGAGCCUUUCGAACUAAAUGAAAAUUCAUUAUUAAUCCCUUAAAUUAAUAA